Molecule: messenger RNA, 1188 nt
Organism: Paramacrobiotus metropolitanus
Lineage: Eukaryota; Metazoa; Tardigrada; Eutardigrada; Parachela; Macrobiotidae
Exons: 4
Coding region: 190-1188 (332 amino acids)
Source: RefSeq, a predicted model, not a curated record
UCACAGCGGGACACAAAGAUACAAGUUCAAUGGAAUGCGUAUGAUAUCGAUGCCGAUUUAGACACUCUACAAAAAAAUUCGAAGGUUGCGGUUGAUUUGGUGGGAUGGUAUAUAAGUGGUUCUGAUAUCACGCGGCAUGUCCGCACUAUUGUGGUUCCUCUUGUCCCGUCAGCCAUUAAUACAGGACGAAUGGACAUCACGUUGAAAUCGGCCAUUAACCUCCAUCAACCAAGCUUCCCUAACGAAAAAUACACUUUUCUGCGAGGAUCUCUUCGCAUUAUGAAAGACACCAUCCGAAAUGCGGCAAUAAAUGGGAACGGCAUUUUGCAUGGGAGCCAGUCACUUCCGGUAUCCCUCUGGACACCGCUUUUCGAUAUAGAUUUUCUUCAGCGACUGACCCCGCGGUCCAGUCAAAAUAACAACUUACCGGACGCCUCGGACCUGACAGGAGGGAUUUUAACCUAUACCGUUCGCCGACCGCUUCAACCGUUGUUUGGUCGGCGUGCAUUCCAGGCGUUGGCUUUCUAUAAAGGUUCGGAGACGCUGCUUAGUCAGGCUCAAUGGAACAAGUAUCUGGCGGGAUUUCCUGAACGUCACCAAUUGAUGAACACCAUACUGGAGUGUACGGCUGAUACUGAUUUUUGUGGAUGCUGGGCGAAUGCCGAACGAAAAACAUUGAGAUACGACUCCUCGGAUUGUGCAGACUUCCCAGGGUGUCCAGCAAAUGCGAAUCAAGCCCGUUUGGACCGUGCCCGGUUCUCCGUAGAGAACCCGCUAACCAGCACCAGCGCCUGCAACCGUAUUCAAACAGCCACCAGCACGUUGUGGCCAACCAGCCCUUGUGCUGAAAAUCUCGCCUCGGUGCUGUGCGUUGUAGCUCCCACUGUAUCGCGCAAGUAUCAACAGCAGUGCUGCUAUUCGGACAACGCCAAUCUCAUUCUGGCCAACAUGCACCCGGGCGGCGGACGGGUGAAGCUGGUUGUCCAAGAUCGGCAGGUCGCAGGCGUUAGUUCCGGUUUAGUCUGGCUGGCACAGAGACUUGAGGAAUCUUUAACGGAUAGACUUCCCAUGAAAAAGUGCUGCGGGAAAGCCAACUGGAACAGUAUUAGCUGUCAGUUAUUCCGGGAUACAUUGCGCAUCAAACGAGAUGGCCAGUUUUAUCGGCAUGAGGCUUCGCUAACAGAGUGA